AUGUCCGACAAAUCGUCUUCGUCUUCUUCUUCUUCGCCUGCAUCCUCCGACAUCGAGGUGGAUGAGCCCGUGGAUGUGCAGGCUUGCGUCGCCGAGGCUACCUCGCUGAAGGAGCAGGGCAAUGCCGCGUUCAAAGCGGCCGACUACGACACGGCCGCCGAGGCAUAUCAGAAAGCCGUUGAUCGCCUCCGCAAGUUGCCGUCCGACGUGACGGAGCACGACGGCAUGAAGAGCGUCCUGUACUCCAACCUGAGUGCGUCUUACCUCGGCAUGGCCAACCACGAGAAGGCCAUAUCCGCGGCUGAGGACGCGCUGAGAUGGGACCCGGGGAACAAGAAGGCCCAGUACCGCCGCGCCCUGGCAAGGUUCAACUUCGGUUACCUCGACGAGGCGAAGAGCGAGUGCCAGGCGAUGAUCGCCGAGGACUCCGGCAACAGCAACGCGCGUAUGCUGCUGGCUAAGAUCGUCGAGCGCCAGAAGCACCUCCGCGAGCAGCAGAAGAAGGCGUUCGGCGGCCUGUUCAACAAGACUGGCGGGCUGUACGUGGACCGCACGGAGGAGAUGCAGCAGCGCAAGCAGCGCCGCUUCGAGGACUUCAAUCGCGAGCGCCGCGAAAAGGGCGAGGAUGAGCUCGACUUCGAGGCGUGGGAGCGCAAGGAGGAGGAGGAAGAGCAGAAGCGCGAAGCCGAGCGCAUCGAGAAGGUGAAGGCCGAGGAGGAGAAAAAGCGCAACGAGGCCAAUGGCGACGAUAAGAAGCGCAACGGCGCGCAAGCUCCCGAGGAGCCCAAGAGUCCCACCGCUGCUUCGGCCGCCGCCAAGAAGCCGAAGCAGGAGGAGUCCGACAUGGACGAGGAGGACCAGAAGAUCAUCCAGGAGACUAAAAAGAUGGGCUACUGCUAUUUCGGCAAAAACAAGCCCGAGGGCAACCUUACCAGCAGCAGGGUGCCUCAGAAGAUAGAGACGGACGCAUCGUCGACGGACACGGUGUCGCGUUCGCUUUCGUCGUGGAACUCCAAGGGCACCACCUACGAGGAGAAAGAUAUGUCAUCGUGGUGUCGCAAGGCGAUCAGCGACAGCCUGAAGGCCGCCCGCUACGAGAACGACCCGUCGCUGCGCGACCCCAGCGUCAACGUCAUGGAGAUGCUGAGCAACAUAAACAUCGACAAGCUUGAGGACUCUGCGAACCUGGAGAAGUUGGAGAAGCUGGCGAUGAUGAUCCACAAGAGCAGCAUCAGGGUCACCUCUGUGGCCGACCUCGAGUGUGAUGCGCAGAUCGCGCUGAUCAGGGCCACUCGCCGCUACAUGUUCGACUUCAGCUGCGCGCUGAAGUUCGAGGCGUCGAUUGACACCGCGUUCGGUUCCGGCUACUCGAGCGACGACGAGUCGAAGGCUUCCGUUUACCGCGGUACGCUCUUGCUGACCGAGAUUUCUAGCGCCAUGGAAAAGGGCAAGACCUACAGCGACUACAUGCGCGUGUCCUUCGAGGACGAGCCUAAGCCCGAGCACGCGGAGCUGAUGCGCUGCAUGAUGGACAAGUUCAAGACUUCCGUGUGCGAGCGUAUCGACGCUUUCCUGGAUGCGUACCAGCAGCAGUGA
Messenger RNA from Babesia bigemina, 1596 nucleotides. Its product is annotated as tetratricopeptide repeat domain containing protein, putative. The record is from RefSeq and is a predicted model, not a curated record. Lineage: Eukaryota; Apicomplexa; Aconoidasida; Piroplasmida; Babesiidae. The transcript has 7 exons. The coding region runs from base 1 to 1596 and encodes 531 amino acids. Gene Ontology annotation, molecular function: protein-folding chaperone binding; ATPase activator activity.